CGUGAACGAGCACGUAUGACGGGCGCGUUCACGUGUGACCUUGUUUUUGUUGAUGUUUAAUGAGUCGGCUGCGCGCUUCUUGUCGUUGCUGACGCGACUCUCCCUGGGAAAAAGAACGCACCGAGGCUAGCGGCGCAAUACUUUAGUGUUGAUUUAUAAAUACACUGUAAGUUAACGCAAGUCAAUUGCCAACAAGCCUAGACAGCGAGGCAACGUAUCCCGUAUGUAAUCGUCCUUGCUUGUCACCGGACGCCGCCAGCAAAGGCCACAGAACAAAAUUGUUUAUCGACAUUAUAUGAUCCAACGUCCAGAGUCAGGUUUACCCUCCAUGUGGGUGAGGGAAUUGUGUGUGUCAGACUAUGGCGAGAAAAACAGUUAGCAGGAAAAGAAAGGCAGGGGAGCCCAAGGACCAACAACAGCUGGGCUGGUGUCAGGCGCCAUACAAGCGGAGUCGUGUCUCAUGUUCUUCACGUCAUGUGCAGUGGUGGCGCAGUCGCCACUCAGUGGUCUGCGCCCUCCGGGGCCGAGAGUUCCGACCUCAGCAGCAGUACGAAUUGCAGCUCCAGCGGAGCCUGCGUGGCUUUGCGGCCGGCAGGCUCCCUGGCAUCCUGAAGGAGAGGGAGUUUUCUCUUGGGCGCCUUAACAAAGUAUUUGCCUCACAAUGGCUCAACCAACAGCAGGUUGUGUGCGGGACCAAAUGCAACACGCUUUUUGUAACCAAUGUCAUGACCGGGCAGAUCACUCGGAUUCCCAUGCUCAAGGACAGGGAAUGUCACAGUGGAGGCUCUGUGGUGGGCGUGGUGCAGAAUUACCACAACACAGCCAGCUCUCAUUCCCGGCUGGACCAGCAGGGCUGUGGAAUCCAUGCUAUUGAGAUCAACCCCUCAAGAACCCUCCUGGCUACUGGGGGAGACAACCCCAACAGCCUGGCCAUCUACAAGCUGCCAACGCUGGACCCUGUUUGUGUUGGUGAUGAUGGCCACAAUGACUGGAUCUUCUCAAUAGCAUGGAUCAGUGACAGGAUGGCAGUGUCUGGUUCACGAGAUGGCUCCAUGGGUCUGUGGGAAGUUACAGAGGAAGUAAUGAACCAGGCACAGCACAGCCAGAGUGAUACGGCCAUGCCCUCCUAUGCCCACAUCUCCCACCGAGCCCUCAAAGACAUCCCAAAGGAGUACACCCAUCCGUACAACUGUAAAGUCCGUGCUCUGGCUUUCAACAACAACCACAAAGAAUUGGGUGCUGUCUCUUUAGACGGCUAUUUCCACCUUUGGAAAGCUGAGCACAGCUUGUGCAAGCUUCUGUCUACCAAACUGCCACACUGCAAAGAGAAUGUGUGUCUGGCGUACGGGCAGGACUGGUCCGUAUACGCUGCCGGAUCUCAGGCCCACGUGUCUUUUUUGGAUCCUCGUCAGCCGACGCAUAGCAUCAAAUCAGUCAAUUCCCGAGAGAGGGGAAGUGGAAUUCGUUCGGUGAGUUUUUAUGAGCACAUCGUGACGGUCGGCACCGGUCAGGGUUCGCUUCUCUUCUACGACAUCCGCGCUCAGAGAUUCCUCGAGAACCCUUUGAUCCCAGCUGGAGGGUACUGGAAGUGCUCGGGAGAUGGCAUCCUCAAGCUCACCACAGGGAAAGGCUGGCUGAAUCAUGAUGAGACAUGGAGGAGUUAUUUUUCAGACCUUAAUUCUUUUCCAAACGCCGUCUACACGCACUGCUACGACCACUCAGGCACCAAGCUGUUUGUAGCUGGCGGACCGCUCUGUUCCGGCCUCCAUGGCAACUACGCAGGAUUGUGGAGCUAGCCUCGUUAUCCUCUGCGUCACUGUAUGAUGACAUCCUCGUCCGCUUUUUUUUUAUCCAAACAGUCCCUCCGUUCCUCUCCUUGUGCAACAUCAUCGUCUCUGUUGGACUCAGGAGCACGACCUUGCCGCCAACCACAUCCCAGCUAUGCUUGUACAUCUUUGUGAACGCAUUGUAACAUUCUGUCAUCCCUUGUUCCUUUCUUUUCGUCGUUCCACCAAACCAAGCCUAUUUUUUAAAUUUAAAUAACAUGAGCUAGGCAUUUUCAAAAGCUACCAAUGAGGAACGAAGAGGGGCUUUUUAAAACCCGUAACCAACUGUAAUAGUGACUCAUACCAUUUGCAAUUGAUUUCAUAUGAAGUUGGGUUUAUAGCAUGUAAGAUUGUUUGUACCGCACCGCAUCCUUUGUAAGAUAUUAGAAUGUUUUUGUGAAGAUGUAACAUUCGGUUUGCUUUUCAACUGGAAUGAGUGGCAAAACUCAAAAGGAGGAGAGAAAAGAGGACUGAAGAAUUUUCAAGGACCUAACCUGUGUGCAAUUUGACUUUUGAUUGCUGGAACAUGUUCAGUUCAGUCCCAAAACACAUAAACGCUCAAAAACAAAACUGACGAUGACGGCCUAUUCCAAUCAAAAUUAGACAUUUUUGGGAGAAAUCAUAUAGGAGAGAAAUGCCAUGAUCGCUAAAUACAAUGUUCUGUUGUUAUAUAUGCCCUUUCUUUUCGAUUUUGAUUUGAGUGACAUACAACUGCUGAUAUAAUUUGUUUUAUAUGUAUUUAUUUUGCCCUUAUUUCACCCUCAUUUGAAUGGCUUGGGGUGAACUAAUUUUUGAAUUAGUUUUGUUUUUCCCCUAUAAACCUUUCUUGUUCGAUCAGAUUCGACCGCUUCCUGCAGUUUUGCACACUUUUUUGUGUUCAUAUACUUAUGUCAAAGUCUGGUGUCAGCCAAAUAGAGCGCUUUUUAUUGAUUUGGUUGACUUGCCUGUGAUGCUGAGGAGGCUCAGUGUCUUGGGAAGAAGAACCGAUAGCUCUGAAAUCCUUUCAUUCAAAUAGAAGCAUUAUUAAGGUGCAUUGCUCGGUACUACAUGCACGUGUCGCAGUUGUAAAAUUUCAUUUUCAUGUCCUCGUUUGGUAGACGCAGGGUAGGCUUGAGUUCAUUUUUGGCCUUGCUGAGUCAAGUCUUUCUGUGAAAGACUGCCAUAGGCGAUUAGUUUUUCUUUUUUUUUUUUUUACAUGGAAUAUUUCAUGAGUGAAAAAGAAAGAGAAAAAAAAAAAAACAAUUACAUCCUCAGUUUCAACAAAUAACCCCACAAUCCAAUGUGUAUUUUAUAUAAAUGUACAUGUAUGUGUGAAAUACAUAGGACAAUUGUAUGCAUUUUUUAUGUACAUUUUUGAGGAAUUGUGUGGAUUGAUGUAUCUAAUAAGUGAUUCCCUGUUUUUUUUUUAUAUAUAUACAAAACCCAUGAAUGUUUUUACUCAGACGCAAUGUGUAUCUAAGCAAAAACAUGAGAAAAAGAAGUUAUUGGAUAAUUAAAAAAAGUCAAAUACAAAAUGUA
Messenger RNA from Syngnathus acus (greater pipefish), 3344 nucleotides. It is a transcript of the gene dcaf12, whose product is annotated as DDB1 and CUL4 associated factor 12. The record is from RefSeq and is a predicted model, not a curated record. Gene Ontology annotation, molecular function: protein binding. Gene Ontology annotation, cellular component: Cul4-RING E3 ubiquitin ligase complex. The transcript has 9 exons. The coding region runs from base 360 to 1796 and encodes 478 amino acids. NCBI's taxonomy places the organism in Eukaryota, Metazoa, Chordata, Actinopteri, Syngnathiformes, Syngnathidae.